UGCAUAUUAGUUUAGUCGGCACUGGGCUGUUUGAUAUAAAGUAAGUGCGUGGUGUCGGUGCAAAUAGCGGAUUAUAUAAGGGAUUUGAGCCGCGACUGCAUUGAUUUUCCAUUGGUCAUGGCCCGCAUCGUUGAGAGCAAUUUUCUUUCCCAUCACUGUUGCCCAGUGACGUCGCCGACUUAAGAAUAGAGAUGAUGCCUGCCUUGUGACCUGAGGAAUGAGUGAUGUGGAUCGUCUGGUGGAAAAUCUGCGCCAUGCGCCGGUCCGUCUGCCCAAGGAGUUGGAGGUUCGCCAGCUAUGCCGCUCAUUGAGUGACUUGCUUGUCAGCGAGGCGAAUCUAUUGAGCCUGCAGAGUCCGCAAAUCGUAUGCGGCGACAUACACGGGCAGUUCGAGGAUCUGCUCCACCUGCUGGAACUGGGCGGAUCGGUGCAGCAGCAUCGCUACUUGUUCCUGGGCGACCUGGUGGAUCGGGGCAAAAACAGCGUGGAGACCUUUCUUCUGCUAGCUGCUCUCAAAGUGCGACAUCCGGCACAGGUUACCCUGUUGCGGGGUAACCAUGAGUGUCGCAGUGCCACUCGAUCCUAUGGAUUCUACGACGAGUGCCUUGCACAGUACGGCUCUGCGAAUGUCUGGAGGAUGUGUUGCCGUGUGUUCGAUCUCUUGCCGCUGGCGGCGAUCAUUGAUGGCAAUAUAUUUUGCGUUCAUGGCGGCUUGUCGCCGGAGAUCCAGCGAUUGGAUGAAUUCCGUAAACUGGAUCGCUGCCACGAGAUACCCGAAAGUGGAGUCAUAGCUGAUCUCCUCUGGAGUGAUCCCCAGGAAGCGCCUGGAUGGACGGCGUCGCCACGUGGGCAUGGAAAGCUCUUUGGCGGCGAUGUUGUGGAGCAGUUCACCCGCAGCAAUGGUAUCUCUCUCAUAUGCAGGGCUCACCAGUUGGCCAGGGAUGGCUUUCGGUGGCAUUUUGGGCAAAAGCUGGUGACUAUCUGGUCAGCACCCAACUAUUGCUAUCGCUGCGGCAACAAAGCGGCCAUUCUGCGUAUAAAUUCUGUUGGGGAUUACGAUUUUGAAGUGUUUGAAGCGCCGGCGCUGCACUCCAAGCCUCAGCCAAGGAAACCGAAAAAGCGUUGUCGUCAAUUUUUUCUAUGAUUUAAUCACGUCCUGAAUCUUAUCCCUAAAAUUAUUACUUUUGCAACCGGCAGAACCUACUAAUCACUACAAAAACUAUAUUUGCCAUUCCCAAAUACUCCUAGUCUCGUAAUCAAUAAAAUACAUGUACUCAGUAAAACAUCUA
Drosophila yakuba is the source of this 1289-nucleotide messenger RNA. Its product is annotated as serine/threonine-protein phosphatase 4 catalytic subunit. Bases 218 to 1144 code for a protein of 308 amino acids. The record is from RefSeq and is a predicted model, not a curated record. Gene Ontology annotation, biological process: double-strand break repair via homologous recombination; peptidyl-serine dephosphorylation. The transcript is spliced from 2 exons. Gene Ontology annotation, molecular function: protein serine/threonine phosphatase activity. Lineage: Eukaryota; Metazoa; Arthropoda; Insecta; Diptera; Drosophilidae. Gene Ontology annotation, cellular component: cytoplasm; nucleus.